Molecule: messenger RNA, 2849 nt
Organism: Pogona vitticeps (central bearded dragon)
Lineage: Eukaryota; Metazoa; Chordata; Lepidosauria; Squamata; Agamidae
Source: RefSeq, a predicted model, not a curated record
GUCAAACCCUCGUCCCGGCGCGGUGGAGGAGCCGAGGAGGGGAGGGCGUUGAGGGAGGAGGCGGAGGAGGGCGGCAGGUGGAGUUGGAGGAGGAGAGCCCGCCGGCUGGGACCAUGGAGAGGGCUCUGAGCUUGCCUUCAGACGAGGACUUGUUCCACAAGAGUCUCAGUGCCUCGGCCAAGAGGAUGGAGUCUGCCUUUCGCUCGCCCCCGGGGCUCGACCUGGCCGCCCACCAGCCUCAGCCGCGCGAGCCGCGGCCAGCGCCGCCGUCUCCCCUGAGCUGCUACGAGACGGCCGACUCCGAGGUGCUGCUGAGGGACAGCGCGGCCGGGGCGCUGGUGACGGGGGACCCUCUGGGCGGCUCGGUGUGCGUCAAGUACGGGCAGAGCACGACGAGCCGCAGCUCGGUGGCCGACAACCACCACGGGGGCGGCGGCGGCGGCGGCAAGAAGUCCAAGGAGCAGAAGGCGCUGCGCCUCAACAUCAACGCCCGCGAGCGGCGGCGCAUGCACGACCUGAACGACGCGCUGGACGAGCUGAGGGCCGUCAUCCCUUACGCGCACAGCCCCUCGGUGCGGAAGCUCUCCAAGAUCGCCACGCUGCUCCUGGCCAAGAACUACAUCCUCAUGCAGGCGCAGGCCCUCGACGAGAUGCGCCGCCUCGUCGCCUAUCUCAACCAGGGCCAGGCCAUCUCGGCCGCCUCAUUGCCCAGCUCGGCGGCGGCCGCGGCAGCCGCGGCCGCUGCCUUGCACCCAGCGCUCGGGGCCUACGAGCAGGCGGCGGCCGGCUACCCUUUCAGCGCCGGCCUGCCUGCCGCCACCUCGUGCCCGGAGAAAUGUGCCAUUUUCAACAGCGUCUCCUCCAGUCUCUGCAAACAGUGCACGGAGAAGCCUUAAGAGAGAGAGAGAGAGAGAGAGAAUGAGAGAGCGAGAGAGAGACGAACUCCAGCCAGGUGACCCUCCGUCGCUCCUUGCUUCCUUGGGCAGGACUUCUGCCGCAGCCGCCUUUGGAGGGAGCAUGAUCGUGGUGGAGCCGAAGGAGGACUUAAGCGCAACUGAGACCUCAGCGAAGUUUAGACACACACACAAUCGCAAUGGGGUGGGGUGGGGUGUAUGUAUUGGGGUGAGUGUGGACGAAGAAUACUAGCAGAUCAGGAGGAGGGAAAUCCUCUCUUCCCUACAUGGUUUAUUUAAAACUUCCAACUAGUAUUGAGAACUUUUGCUAUAGAGGCAACCAAGGACUGAGAAGGGGGCGUUGGUUGGUCUUGGACCAGAGGUAGAACUGAUGGAAGCAAGUUGGAUUGUAAACUCAGACAAAUCAAAAAGGGCACUUAAAAAGUUUUUUUAAAAAAUAUGUUUAAUAUGUUUUCUUUUAUUUUACUUUAUUGCUUCUGAGCCAAGAAACAAGCAAACUUGAAAUGUAGACUUUUUGAGGCUAGACAUGCGCAAUAUGCUCUCGAAAUGCGUUUAUUUUUUAUUUUUGCUGAACUGCUGAGCCUGUGAAAAUGCCCAAAGUUUUUUUUGGGGGGGGAGGGGAGUGAGUUUUAAACGAAGUGACAAACUCCUUCCUUCUGUGGCUGAAGGUUUAUUUUUUAAUAAUGUGCACCUUGUUUCUUUUCACUUUGACAUGCUGUGUACAAGAAAAGACAUAUUUAUUUCAGUGGCCCUUUCAUACCAGUACUAUUCAUCCUGUGUUGAGGUCAUGAGUCUUAUGUGAUUUUUUUUAAUGCUUCUUAAAAUUCCCAGUAACUUAAACUUUGUGCCAAGUGUUUAAAACAUUGAUUUGCCAAGGACAUUUGAACCAGAAAUCUUGAUGUAUCGGACUUGUUGAGGCUUAUUAAAGGCAUCUGGAUUUUAAGUUGCAUCAUCCUUGUAUUUAUAAAUUGAGCUUUAAUAAAUUGCUUCAGUCCAAAAAUGAAAGGAGAGGUGUAUUCUUAAUUGCUCAAUGAACUGGACUGUUGGUAUGACUAGCAACACUCUGCAGCAUGAGGGGAUUUCUGUUUCUAGUUAUUUACUGUGACAAGGUGGCAUAAGGUAAUUGGUUCUUUUCAAGAAGUUGGAAAAUAAGAUUCUCUCCCCCCCCCCCGUACUGUUUAGUAUGCGAACAGUAGAGAACAAGACUGGCUGUUGACUGUUGAUUAUUAAUGAUAUUUCAAUCAAGCUGGUCGGUUUAGCCCUAAUUUUGUAUGCAAUUCCACCAGAUAAUGACCCACAAAGCAAAAGAAUAAAAAAAAUAGUUGUUUCCCUCAAAAGUAAAUUUCAAAUUGAGUCAUUAUGGAUUUCUUAAAUGGACUGCAACACAUUUAAGUCAGACUACUGGGGUUUUAAGCUGUUUAAUGCUGGCACACAACAACCCAGUUAUAUCAGAGUUACUUUUAUCCCUUUACGCUAUAAUCCUAACCACAAUUCUUUAGAAGUAAAUCUCACUGAUUCCAAGAGAAUUUGCUUCUGGCUAAGUAUGCUUAGCAUUCCAGGAUUAAAAAUGUUUGAAUCUGUUUCAGCAGAAGACUGGCUGGGGCCACCAAGUCUCUGCAGAGACUGACAGCACCGUCCUACCAGGAAGUAAGUCCCACUGAGUUCAGUGGGCCUUACUCCAAGGUAAGUGGGCAUAGGAUUGAUGUCUAAACAAAGAGUCUCAAAGUAAAGUCCAUUUAAGCUUUGGACUUCUGAAUGAAAAGCAUGUUUUAUUAUCUGGGCCUGAAAUGUCCUAGCAUUGAAUUCAACUGGUUUGUGGAUAGUACUAUUAGUGGAGCUUGAGUCACCUUAUGUCUGAAUACUUUGGAAGAACUGGAUUGUGUAUAGUGAUGCCACUCAAGUGGAAGUCCCCCAAACCUUUAUGCCUCUUCCCCC